Messenger RNA from Closterium sp. Naga37s-1, 5739 nucleotides. The record is from the annotation of a GenBank genome assembly. Lineage: Eukaryota; Viridiplantae; Streptophyta; Zygnematophyceae; Desmidiales; Closteriaceae.
GCUCAUCCUGCACUGGGUGCGCCGCAACCUCCUCUUCCUCGAGUUCGCGCUCGAGACGACUCAGAAGUCAAGCCACUCCCCUUCCCCCCAACUUCCGCUCACAUCCCCCCCUAUCUCCCCCGUUUCCCCCCUUCCCCCCCCCAGUCUCGUCCUGCACUGGGUGCGCCGCAACCUCCUCUUCCUCGAGUUCGCGCUCGAGGCGCGCUUCGGAAGCGGCGCGGAGAACGGGUGGGUCGCAGUGGGAUGGUCGCACGACGGUCGCAUGGUCCCGAGCAUGGCGAUCGUGGGAUCUCCGGCCGGCAUUGCCGCCCAAGCCCCGGGCGGCAAGGGGAUCGGUUCGGGCGGCAAAGUGGGUGUUCUGGGCGGCGCGGCUGGCGUGGCGUCGUAUGCUAUUAGCGGGUAUAAGCGGGAGGAUGUGCGACGGCUGGUGGAAAGCGCAGGGAACGGGGGUGGAGGAGAGUCAGCUGGUGCGUGUGAUGAGUCAGCUGGUGCGUGUGAUGAGUCAGCUGGGGCGUGUGAUGAGUCAGCUGGGGCGUGUGAUGAGUCAGCUGGGGCGUGUGAUGAGUCAGCUGGGGCGUGUGAUGAGUCAGCUGGGGCGUGUGAUGAGUCAGCUGGGGCGUGUGAUGAGUCAGCUGGGGCGUGUGAUGAGUCAUCUGGGGCGUGUGAUGAGUCAGCUCUGUUCUCUCUCUCGCUGCUCCCCCCUCCAUUGCCUCUCCCUCACAUUCGUCCUACGUUCCUCCCGUUUUCAGGCUUUGAGACUUCCUUUUUCCCACGUUUCAUUCCUACCCUCCCCUCCGUGCAUCCCUCCUUCUCCCACGUUUCACUUAGCUGGCUUACUCUGGACCUCUCCCGUUUGUGGAAAAAGGAAUCUAAUAUUGGAUUGGAAGAAACAACCCUUUCCCACCCCCCCUUCCCCAUCACAUCCCCAUUCCCAUUCCCUUCCCCCCUUGCGUUCUUUCUCUCCCGUUUUCCCCUCCCUUCCUCUCUUUCUCUCCCGUUUUCCCCUCCCUUCCUCUCUUUCUCUUCCCUUUUCCCCUCCCUUCCUCUCUUUCUCUUCCCUUUUCCCCUCCCUUCCUCUCUUUCUCUUCCCUUUUCCCCUCCCUUCCUCUCUUUCUCUUCCCUUUUCCCCUCCCUUCCUCUCUUUCUCUUCCCUUUUCCCCUCCCUUCCUCUCUUUCUCUUCCCUUUUCCCCUCCCUUCCUCUCUUUCUCUUCCCUUUUCCCCUCCCUUCCUCUCUUUCUCUUCCCUUUUCCCCUCCCUUCCUCUCUUUCUCUCCCCUUUUCCCCUCCCUUCCUCUCUUUCUCUCCCGUUUUCCCCUCCCUUCCUCUCUUUCUCUUCCCUUUUCCCCUCCCUUCCUCUCUUUCUCUCCCGUUUUCCCCUCCCUUCCUCUCUUUCUCUUCCCUUUUCCCCUCCCUUCCUCUCUUUCUCUUCCCUUUUCCCCUCCCUUCCUCUCUUUCUCUCCCCUUUUCCCCUCCCUUCCUCUCUUUCUCUCCCGUUUUCCCCCUCCCUUCCUCUCUUUCUCUUCCCUUUUCCCCUCCCUUCCUCUCUUUCUCUCCCGUUUUCCCCUCCCUUCCUCUCUUUCUCUUCCCUUUUCCCCUCCCUUCCUCUCUUUCUCAUCCCUUUUCCCCUCCCUUCCUCUCUUUCUCUUCCCUUUUCCCCUCCCUUCCUCUCUUUCUCUUCCCUUUUCCCCUCCCUUCCUCUCUUUCUCUUCCCUUUUCCCCUCCCUUCCUCUCUUUCUCUUCCCUUUUCCCCUCCCUUCCUCUCUUUCUCUUCCCUUUUCCCCUCCCUUCCUCUCUUUCUCUCCCGUUUUCCCCUCCCUUCCUCUCUUUCUCUUCCCUUUUCCCCUCCCUUCCUCUCUUUCUCUUCCCUUUUCCCCUCCCUUCCUCUCUUUCUCUUCCCUUUUCCCCUCCCUUCCUCUCUUUCUCUCCCGUUUUCCCCUCCCUUCCUCUCUUUCUCUUCCCUUUUCCCCUCCCUUCCUCUCUUUCUCUUCCCUUUUCUCCUCCCUUCCUCAAUCCAGCUUCUCCCGCAGCCUCAGGCUCUGCCUUUGUGGACUACAUGUGCGGCCUGCUCGCCUCGCCUGCACGGCAGUCCUGCCUUCCCGCUCACCUAGCCGUUCCCCAUCCUUUCCCCACACCCACCUUGCCUCCCUUCCCCCCUUCUUUCACCAGGGGCUCUGCCUUUGUGGAUUACAUGUGCGACCUGCUCGCCUCGCCUGCCAUCUAUUCCCCUUCACCCCCUCCUUUUUCUGCGCCCACCUCCCUGUUUUCCCCCUUCCCUCCCCACCAGAGGCUCCGCCUUUGUGGAUUACAUGUGCGACCUGCUCGCCUCGCCUGCCCGCCAGUCCUGCCAGCCGUCCACCCUGCCCGGCUACAGCUGCAUGCUACAGCUGCAGGGCGACAGGCCACAGGUCUCAGCAGUCCUGCCAGCCGUCCUCCCUGCCUGGCUACAGCUGCUACAGCUGCGGACAGUUUCACCCUCCACUGGCAUCUCACUCCCUCCUCCCUCCUCCUCGCUGCUGACGUGGCAACCACCGGUUGGGUGGCUCUCGGCUGGUCCAAGGACGGCAAGAUGGCCGGCAGCGAGGCAGCCAUUGGGAACCUGCCACGUGGCACCAGCAGGGCAGGCGGCGGUGCUGACGUGGCAGGAAAGGAGGAACAGGCUGUGGGUUCGUUCCUGAUUGGUGGAUACGAGAGGAGCGCCAUUCGUCCGGCUCCGAAGGUCACUGUGACUAAUGCGAGUGUGACAACAACGAGCAGAGGAAGGAUUGUGAUGAGGUUCGAGCGGCCACUAGUGAACGGACAGCUGCCGCUUUCUGCUGCUGACGUGGCAACCAUCAUCUGGGCGUACUCCGAUGAAGGUUCCAGGAAGCUCGCCUUCCACGGAAACAACAGAUCAGCCAUCAUAACCCAUGCCAGCUGCCUCAUCACCGCCCUCCUCGUCCUCAUGCCCUCUGCUCCCGCCUUUCUGUCCCUUUUCUCUGGCUCCUUAUUCCCCUUUCUCUACCUCUCACCCUCACAGGGGUUCAGUGUCUAUCAACCUUAUCUGCCCCUUGUGAAACUGAUCAAACUCUUCUUUUCCCCUUGUCUCUCUUGCCUUUCCCUCCCCCUUCUCUCCUCCCUCAACAGGGAGCCACUUCGCCUUGCUGAAGCCAACGCCCAGCUGGACGCCAGCAUGGCUAGUUUCGCCCACGCAGAGUCAGCCUCCCCGGAUGCUGAUGUGGCGGGCUCACGAGGCGCCACAUCAGCACGCACCGCCCAGCAGCGGCGGCAGGAAGGGGGGGAUGUGAUUUCCCAGCUGCAGCAGAGCCGAGCAUUCUGGUUCGCAUGGCACAAGUACCUGCAGGUGGCUGCGCUCGUCUGUAUCUGCAUCGGCCUCCUCCUCCACUGGACCGUCCACCCUGCCACGUCAUCAGUCCACAUGGCACUAGAGGCCAAGCCGGAGAGCGGCGCGGAGGCAGGCUGGCUUGCGAUUGGCUGGUCCUGGGACGGGCGAAUGGCAGGCAGCGACGCGAUAGUAGCCAACAUGGCAGGGGGAGGGUUGAAGGCUACAGGGCCGCUCAUGGCAGUCCACUCGUUCAAACUUCUCCCUGCUCGCCUUGCUGCUCCCCUCCCUCCUCCCCCCCCUGCUCCCCUCCCUCCUCCCCCCCCUGCUCCCCUCCCUCCUCCCCCCCCUGCUCCCCUCCCUGCUCUCCUCCCUGCUCCCUCCCCAUGCGCUCUCCCUCCCAUCAGGUUCAAUCAGGCAGCAGGGGACGUGGCGGCAGUGCCUCUGGCACUACAUGCCUCCAACGUUUCAGAGGACAGCAGGUUCAUGCGGACAUCAGGGGACGUGGCGGCGGUGCCUCUGUCACUAGAUGCCUCCAACGUCAUUCUCUGGGCGCACUCCCCGGACAACUUGCACACGCCACUCUACCACGGGCCCCACCGGCGCAUUGCUUCUGGACUACUCCUGCGCCUCCCCCCCUCGCCACCCCCCGGUGGCCCCUCCAACGCUGCGUGGCAUUGCCUUUUCAUCCUCCACUGGCGAGUCAACAAGGCUUCAAUCACCCUCGCAGCCAAUUCAAACCACUCCACCUCUGCUCUCCCCACCCCUUUGCAACCCCCCCAUCCCCCCUUCGCCCCUCGUAGUUUCAUCCUGCACUGGCGGCUUCAUCCUGCACUGGCGGGUCAACAAGGCCUCAGUCUCUCUCUUGCAGCCGAUGCAGCCACGACAGGCUGGGUGGCUCUCAGCUGGUCCCGCCUCGGCCGCAUGGCUGGCAGCGAUGCAGCUAUAGGCAACCUGCUGCUGCUGCCCUGCCCUGCUCGCGUUGUCAUUUCCUCUUCUUACCCCCUUCAUCCUGCACUGGCGGGUCAACAAGGCCUCAGUCUCUCUCUUGCAGCCGAUGCAGCCACGACAGGCUGGGUGGCUCUCAGCUGGUCCCGCCUCGGCCGCAUGGCUGGCAGCGAUGCAGCUAUAGGCAACCUGCUGCUGCUGCCCUGCCCUGCUCGCGUUGUCAUUUCCUCUUCUUACCCCGUCUCCUGUUCCAAACUACUCCCCCCCUCCUCCCCACUCCUCUCCCAGCUUCAUCCUGCACUGGCGGGUCAACAAGGCCUCAGUCUCUCUCUUGCAGCCGAUGCAGCCACGACAGGCUGGGUGGCUCUCAGCUGCUUCAUCCUGCACUGGCGGGUCAACAAGGCCUCAGUCUCUCUCGCAGCAGACGCAGCCACGACAGGCUGGGUGGCCCUCGGGUGGUCCCGCAUGGGCCGCAUGGCCGGCAGCGAUGCCGCAAUAGGCAACCUGCCGUACGGGGCAACGGGCAUGGGCAUGCCGGCAGUGGGAGCGUUCUCUAUCGGGGGGUACAGCCGCGAGUCCAUCGGCCUCUCUGAGCUGUUUCGAGCCGCCAAAAGCGGCGUUGCCACUGCCAAUGGCAGGACUCUGAUUUGGUUCGAGCGUGUUUUUGGAGCAGGCAUGAACCCCAUGCACGAGAAUGGGCUGGCCAACAUCAUAUGGGCGUACGCUGGGGAUGGGUCGCAGAACCUGGAAUUCCACAUGCAGAACAGGGGCGCCACCCAGCAGCAGCAGCAGCAGCAGCAGCAGCAGCAGCAGCAGCAGCAGCACUCCACCACCACCACCACCAACGCCCCCUCCUCUUCCUCCUCCUCCCGUCCCGCUGCUCCUCCCGACGAUUCCCCUCCUCUCUCCCCCCCGCUCUCCCCAACCACCAGCGCAUCCCUCCUCCAAGCCCACCCCUUCCUCCCUUCUCUCUCCUUCCUCCCAAACCUCCAACUCCACGCCCUCUCCUACCACCAAUACCUCAAUCUCUCAGCCCUCCUCUGCUGCCUCCUCGGCUGCACACUCGCGUUCGCAGCCGUCGGAUCGGACGGCCUGAGCCAAUCGCACGUGUUGGGGAGGGAACUGGAGGGUUGUAGGGGCGGGGUUUGUAGGGGUUUCCGGGGGUGGCUGCUGCUGGUGCUGGUGCAGCCGGUGUUAGGGUUUCUGCGGCCGGCAAAGGGAGCGGCUAGCAGGCUGUCUUGGCGGUUUGCGCAUGGGCUGCUGGGGCUGGCAGUGCUGGGCAUGGGGUGGGCCAACGCCUUCUCUGGCUUGAAGCUCUACAGCAUCGUCUUCUUCUCAUCUGUCACGAAGCCGGGGCGGGACUUAGCAGGUGGCACGGCACAAGCCGGGGCGGGACUUAGCAGGAGCCGCGCGGCAGGAGAAAUCAACAGAGAGGCGGCCACUGGGGGAGGAAAGGGGAGUGACAUUAUUGG